AUUUUAGAAGUCAAAUGGACUAGUGUUACUGCAAAAUGAACUGUAAGUGUUACUUGUAGUCGGUUCGUUUCACACUCGGCCAAAUUGGCCAUGGUAUUAACAUCUGGCAUAAAACACAGUCAACUUGUAAGUUUUGUGAUACUCACAGUUGUUCUGGUGUCCCAAAAUGGGGGGUUGGCUGCUCGGAAUGUUAAACGACAGAAAGGUUAUCUUUCCAAUGAUGAAAAAGGCAAGUCUACUGACGACAAGCAUCCUAUGCUAUAUUUCAAUGCAAUGGACAUUCCACGAAUGCGACACAAGGCUUUGAACUCUCACGCUAAAAUUGCGAAGAUUAUUCAGGAAGCUGGGAGAUCGUUGAAAGAGAAGCCAGAUUACUAUCUACCUCCAAAAUCAUUUGAAAGCUUUGGAAGUCGCUGGAAUGAGUUGUACGGAAACAAUCUGUGCGCAUUUGCGAUGUAUUGUGUCUUGCACCCCGAUGAUACGAAGGCUUUAUCACUGGUGAAACUUUACAUGGACCGUAUGACUUCAUAUCCUGAUUGGUACGUCACCGCGAGUCGCAAUAUCGACGAGGUUCCAAUCGGGCAUUCACUGACCGGUUACGUGACAGCCUACGACUUCCUAUAUCCAGUAUUAGAACCAAAAAGGAGAAGCAUCUAUUUGGAAAGAAUUGGCAAUGAGACUGCUUUGAUGUAUCGCGUUGUGCAGAAAGGAAGGGCUGGAUGGACUAAACAACGAAUACACAACCACGCACCGACCAAUGUAUUUGCUCUUCUGAUUGGUGCAAUGGUUUACGAAGACUUUGACCCAAGUUCAGCGAAGCAUUGGAAGGGAGUUGCAAUGUCCAUGUUCGAGAAAGCGCUUUCAAUAUUAGAGGUCGUUGUGGAUGGUACAAGCGAUGAGGGAGUAGCAUACGGCUCAUAUACAUCACGAGGUCUCACACAAUACAUAUUUAUGGCCCUGAGGCACUUCGAUACAGACCAUACGCAAAAUAGUUGGCUUCGACAACACUUUUGGUUUUUCUUUGCAACGACAAUGCCGGGAUUUCAACGUACCGUUGGCAUUGCUGAUUCAAACCAUAACUGGUUUUAUGGCCCAGAAAGUCAACUAGUUUUCCUGGACGCGUUUGUGUUGAGGAAUGGUAACGGUAAUUGGUUAGCUGACCGUAUUCGAUCAGCAAAACCGAAGAAUCCACCACUUGCAAGGUCGAUGUCACAGAAGUGGUCUACCGUCCACACCGAGUUUAUUUUCUAUGACGCAUCACUGAAGUCCAAUCGGCCAGUGUUGCCAAGCAACUCUUCUUAUCACAUUUUCAGCGAUUGGGGCGUCGUCACUUAUGGCGGGGGACAGUACAUGAAAAAGGGAAACACUUUUCUCUCAUUUAAAUCGGGACCGAUCCACGGAGAGGCUGUUUCCGAUAUCGUUGAAAAUAGUUGGUUUCCCGGACUUUCGCCCGGAUGGGCGAAUUUCAAUCCAGGACACGAACAUCCGGAUCAGAAUUCUUUCGUUUUUGCUCCGAAUGGGCGAUACUUCAUUACCGAGGCGUUGUACGCACCGAAAUAUUCAGACCUUAACAACAUCGUAACCUUCUCUCCUUCGCCGGACUCGAAGUGCAACAGUCCAUGGGAGGGGCAAGUUGGCGAAUGUGGUAAAUGGUUGGACUACAAGCACCAGAUACCUGCAUCGCGAGGAAAGAUUGCGACUGUUACAACAUCCGGAGACAUGAUCCACAUUGCUGGCGAAGCCGUGGAUGCUUACAGGCCAGAGCUUGGUCUUCGUAGUGUGCAACGAUCAUUGCUGUUAUUAACUUCGGAGGUGCUUCUAGUGUUGGACACAAUCGUAUUAUACAGUGAUAGCCAACUGAAAACGGCAAGUUCGUUAUUUCACAACAUACUUCAUACUUUUCACCCAUAUCAACACCUGGAUUUCAACGGUGCCCAAGUUGUGUAUCCAGAAGGAGCAUACGCUUUCUUCUGGCUUCAACAAGAUGGUAAUUCACCAACGGCGAAAUUCGUUGACCACCAUUACGCAGCAGAUGGCAAGCAAUCCACACAUUACGUGAACAUUACUUACCCCUUAAACACGGACCAUGCAACCAGAGUCGCUUACAUAUUCGUCGGGCCCAACACUAAAGUGCACUCUGUGUGGUUUCACGAAAAGUCAACGGACGAGAUCGCCUACCUCUCUAUCGUUAUAAACAACACUGAGUAUAAAAUAAGCAUAGCUUCACUACUCGUAUCAACCGCAAGACGAAACAGCCUACUUGGUUUUGGCGGCUACCUCACGUUAAGCGAUGGCGACCAUGUUACUCAAUUCGGGUUCGAGGACACAAAAACGAAAGUGGAUCGUUGCGAAGCUGUGGACGACGAAGAAAAGACGGAGAAGUUAGUUCAUAAGCUUAUCUCUUCCAUGUAUCCCAAUCCUGGUGCCGUGGAAGAAGUAGUUCAAAUUGAGAAGCAAGAAUCAAACCCGGAGAAGAACCCGAUAUAUUUAUUCGUUGUCAUCUUGAAUCUGGUUUGCUUCGUCUGCGUAGUUAGUCUGGUGUGCGCGGUACGAAAGAAGACACUGGUCUCGGCAAGUACAAAGUGGUUCUGGAAGUGUCUGUUCUUAAUCACUGUGACAUGGCUAUUUACGUUGUAUCACUUCAUGUGCCACGAAUGUCCACUGAUACGAAAAGCAAGACAAGAGUGUCCAAUCUCUGACCCGGCUGAAUUUCUAUACGCGAGCACCAAACAACCAAUGGUUGUCAUCGCUUCACUUCCUGGUUUCGGCGCCGAAUUUAUGGAACCUAUGUUCGCAAACUCUUCCGAUUUCCUAUACUUCACUACGGACGACGUACCACCUGAAGUAUCAGGAGACGACAGCUCUCGGUAUGAUGCGUGCUACUGGCCUCCUAAUUUCCAGGGUCAUCCGGGUACCGCUGGGUGGUUUGCAAGCACACAUACCGAGCCUCUGCUGUUCCUCAACAAUUUGCAAGAUCCUAACCCGCACAUGAAACAUCUCCAGAAGAAAUUUCGGCAACUAAACAAAUCACCACGAUUUGCCAUUAACUUAUUGUCCGGCUAUUGGAACACUAAGCUCGCUUGGAUCAACAAUCUCAUUGGUCAUGACAUGCGAACGAUCCUUGUGGUACGAGACCCACGUGACUGGAUACACUCACUCAUUCGUGACGACUUGGACUACGUACAACGAAAAAGACAGCAAAAAGUCUUGAGAAAUCUACUUCGAACCCAAUCGUGUGUGGCCCCUAUAAUGCUCCCAUGGGAAUACGUCUAUAUGAAGAAGAAAGGUGGCAAGGGCGGUAGAGCCAGCAUAGUGGAGAAACUUGCUCUUAUCUGGGCAAGAAACAUUGCAGUGAUGAUCCGCACCAGCCGAAGUUUGCAAAUAGUUAGACUGGAAGAUCUUGAAAAGCAUCCAGAUAAAGUGGUCGUGGAAGUGUUUAAACGGAUGGGCUUGACAGUUUCUGUUCCGCAGAUAAAUAGAGUAACCAGAUCGGUACGGACCGGGUACUUUCCUCGUUUAUAUGAAGAUGCAAUUAAAGAGGAUCGUGAGCAAGAGUGGGAAGAUGAAAUGGACGAAGACGAGAUUGAAUUGGUAGAAAAUAUAUGCAGUGAUGUCAUGAAAAAACUCGCGUAUUCCUAAAAUAACAAGUUUUAUAUUCUUGGUACUAAAUUAGCACUUCAACAUGACAACUAAGUAUUUGAGUCAUUAUAGUGUUUUCGUCGGUAUUCUUAUCGUUUAAAUAAUGUUUUCUACUUAUACUUUCUUAAAUUGGUGAACUGAUACGAAUUUUAUUGUUUUCUGCCUAACUUUUCUAUUAAAUAGAGCACAAAAAGGUUGUGUUUUC
Messenger RNA from Ciona intestinalis (vase tunicate), 3844 nucleotides. RefSeq names its product dermatan-sulfate epimerase-like protein. Gene Ontology annotation, molecular function: chondroitin-glucuronate 5-epimerase activity. The record is from RefSeq and is a predicted model, not a curated record. NCBI's taxonomy places the organism in Eukaryota, Metazoa, Chordata, Ascidiacea, Phlebobranchia, Cionidae.